Messenger RNA from Esox lucius (northern pike), 4855 nucleotides. RefSeq names its product dual specificity testis-specific protein kinase 2. Gene Ontology annotation, cellular component: cytoplasm; nucleus. Gene Ontology annotation, molecular function: ATP binding; protein serine/threonine kinase activity. Gene Ontology annotation, biological process: protein phosphorylation; actin cytoskeleton organization; positive regulation of stress fiber assembly. The transcript has 10 exons. The record is from RefSeq and is a predicted model, not a curated record. Lineage: Eukaryota; Metazoa; Chordata; Actinopteri; Esociformes; Esocidae. Bases 662 to 2716 code for a protein of 684 amino acids.
AAGCGGUUCUAGGCACCGGGCAUAACAUACUAGAAGAACGGAUCUGACCCAUCUGGAAAUCUUCGGUAGAUUUAACGGUGGGACUUGCUGAACUUCCUGCAUCGAUCAACUAUUAUCGUAACGGUUUCGAUCUACCGACUAACUACGACUGCUAGAGUACACCUUCCAGAUCGACGUUGUGUAGCAACGAAAGUAAAAAAACAAAAAACAUUAUUUCCAUAACUGACAGCUGGGAUAUUUUGAAGCAAGACGCUCCAUCGCUACGAGGACAAGCCAGCACCGACGGGAAUACCCUGCAGUAAGCUAAGAUUUAGAGGAAAUACCGGCUACAUGCGCAUCCCUCCACUCCGGUCUGCAGCAGCGACUGUGAGGUUCAGCGCCUGCAUCAUCCGUUCAGUUAAAUUGUAACGGGAUGACGAAGUGAACCAAGCCUCCGGACGCAAAUGACGACAUGACGAAGAAUGAGGAGGGAGACGAGAGGUGACCGCAAUGCUGUGAAGAGAUUCAGUCUAAGGAUUACCUAUUCCUUGUGAUUUAAGGGGACCUUGACAGACGACCCGGCACUCUGCUUGGGUUUGCAUUAAAUAUUCCCCUGACUAUUGGAUACUUCUGUCAUACAGAGGCUAUGGGAACCGCGUGUGGAUUCCGGACUGCGGUUUAAAUGUGCUCGUGGCUCUUUGAAAGCACGGUCGCCAUGGAGCACGACGACGGUAGUGAACCCGAGGCUGCGGAGCCCACGCUCCACGGCAUUCACGGGCCCAACCGGAUCAGACCCUCCUCCUACCGGGCACUGCGGAGCGCAGUGUCGAGCCUUGCGCGCAUCGACGACUUCUGCUGUGAGAAGAUCGGGUCUGGGUUCUUCUCCGAGGUUUUCAAGGUGCAGCACAGGAUCACAGGACAAGUGAUGGCCCUGAAGAUGAACACUCUGGCCAGCAACAAGGCCAACAUGCUGCGGGAGGUGCAGCUUAUGAACCGCCUCUGCCACCCCAAUAUACUCGGGUUCCUAGGAGUGUGUGUUCAUGAGGGACAGCUGCAUGCUCUGACUGAGUAUAUCAAUGGAGGUAACCUGGAGCAGCUUCUGGAAAGUGACCAGUACCUGUCGUGGUCGGUGAGGAUGGGUCUGUCUCAGGACAUCGCCUGCGGCCUGCAGUACCUCCACAGCAAGGGCAUCUUCCACCGUGACCUCACGUCCAAGAACUGCCUCGUGCGCUGUGACAAUGGCCUGUUCACUGCUGUGGUGGGAGACUUUGGUCUAGCGGAGAAGAUCCCUGACUACAGUGAUGGUAGAGAGAAGCAGCCCUUGGCGGUGGUUGGCUCCCCCUACUGGAUGGCCCCGGAAGUGCUGAGGGGAGAGAUCUAUGACGAAAAGGUGGACGUGUUUGCCUAUGGAAUCAUCCUUUGUGAGAUAAUUGCCCGGAUUGAGGCCGACCCAGACUUCCUACCUCGCACUGAGGACUUCGGCCUGGACGUGAAUGCCUUUGAGAACCUGGUCGGUGACUGUCCCACACCCUUCCUCAAUCUGGCAGUCCUCUGCUGCAAUAUGAACGCGAGGAGACGUCCGCCGUUCUCUGAUAUUGUGGUCCUGCUGGACGGGAUGGAGAGAAUAGAGGAGGAGGAGAGCGAGACGCCCGUCACCCCGUGUGAUUAUCUCUCCUCAGAACCCGUCGCCGUCAACGUCAGCCCCUACAAACGUCGGAGCUCUCCGUGCCGCCCCGGCGACCAGCGGUUGUCACGGAGCCAGUCGGACAUGCUUCCCCCGGCCACGCCCCCACUCGGCACCCCGGCUCGGGUCAACCCCUUCUCCUUGCGUCAGGACCUGAAUGGGGGGCGCAUCAAGCUAUACGACACACCCAGCAAGUCUGUCAUCUCCCUGACCUUCACCCUGCCCCAGCAGCCCGACCCUUGUGCCUCUCCGCCCCUCAGGGGGAACCCCAGCUCCCGUGGACCCCCCCGGCGCUGCCAGUCCCUCCCGUGCACCCCCGAGCUGGGGCGCACCCUCGCCCUCCUGCGGGACCCCGAGCUGCAGAGCUUGGAGAAAGAGGACAACGAGGAGGAGGAACGGAGGGAGGAGAGGGGAGUGGACGACAUGGCGGAUGAUUCAGGGCUCCCUCUGGACCUGGAUAUGGUGUCGUUGGAUCCUCUGGAAGAGGAAGAGGAAGAUGAGGAAGGUUUUUGCCUGGGUGAGCCUAUGGACUGCAGCAGGUCUCCCGACACACUAGAGGGCGGUGUCCCUACACCACGCGGACUUCUACACCCUCUCCCGUCUACAUCCUCCUCUUCCUCCCUGUUUCUGCAGCCGAACGGCUGGGGCCUCCCCGUCUCCAACGGCCCUCCCUCUCUCCCCCCUCUCCCCCGCCUGGACAACAAUAACUGCUCUGCGACGGCAGUCAGUGGCCGUCCGAUUGGCUGGAGGGCUAACGGGUACCGCGCCCCCGCCCCAGACGCCCUGGCUGGACCCGCCCCCGAGCAAGACGAGAUCAUUUCCUGUCCGGGCUGCUGUCUAAUUGGUCUGAGCUUUCCGUCCGUGUGCCUGAGGGGGGCUCCGACCCCUCGCCGCGUCGUGCCCCGGCGACCCUACCUGAACCUUAACGGGGGCGCCGGUGACACCUCUGCUGCCACGGCAACCAAGGAACUACUUUGUCGCGGGGCGAAUGGUCUGGCUCCUCAAACAGUGCCUUGUGAGGCCAGCCUGCCCCUACCAGAGGCACAGACUUAGUGGCGGCUCCCCCUAGUGGGUUGGCUGAGCAACACCACCACCACUGGUGACAUUACUGAGACUUGCUGGUACUGUUCAAUGAUGCUAUUGCUAUUUAUUAUUACCAUAAGAAACUGUUUGUGUGUGCGUGCUUGCGUGCGCGUGUCACUUAGGAGGUGUUAGAUAUUGGUGGUGGUGUUGAGUAAAAAGUGAGAAGAAUGGAAAAUGAGAGGCGUUAUUGAUUUGUCCCUAUCUUAAAAUGGCGGUGUCUUGUGGUCCAGCCAUUUGAAUUUGAUAAUUGCAGUGUGUCACUGGGUUUUUCACACACUCGAUUCACUCCGAAUCUUUCUAUUUGAUUACUACAAAUUAUUUUUCACUUGGUGGUGCUUAGGAUUUGUACUGAAUUUGAACAGGUGCUUCUUCUCUCGCUCAAACCUCAGACUUUUCAACGUGAUCCACUAUUCUUGUGUGUGUGUGUGUGUGUGUGUGUGUGUGCGCUCGUGUAACCACAUGAAAACCACAUGAAAUUAUCCUUAUUUAUUGUCCAGAUCAUUCCAUCCGAAGGUUUGUGUGUCUUACGAGAUCAGUGGAGUUUGUUACGAUGUGCAUUAUAAAUUGUUAAUGGUUUGCUGGUCAUUUCCCAGUCUGUGUGUUUGAGAUUACAAAACUGUGUGCAAUAAUGAUGAAGUGAGGUGUACAUCUUUACUAGAGUUUCUUUCUCUCUUUUUUUUUUUUUACACUAUUGAUAUACAUUGCUGCACCCCUGAUUUCAUAGAUCUGCUUGUUGGCCAGCUGGCUGUGUCUGAAAUGUCUCUGUGUUCCCUACUGGUCAGAAAGUAGAACACUACAUGUCAACGCCAUAGCAUGGACCAAAAUAUAUUUGGAAGGUUUACAACACCAUGUAGGUUCUGUGCCCCCAAAGAAUUCUUGCUGUUCUGGAAGCAAGGAGGUCCAUUAUUGGACUUGACAUGUGUACCUAAUAAACUGGCAAUUGUGUGUAUAGGGAAUAUGUUUUAUUUAGGGGGCACAGAAUCUACAAGGUGUUGCAAAUGUUCCAAAUGUAUUUCAGCUGUUUUCCCCUGAGUGUAAUAUGUUUGUCUCCCUCUGCUGGCCUGGAGGACCCAGGCAGAUAACGCGGCGUUGGUUAACAUGGUUGCAGCCCAAUACUCUUAAUACCUUCCUGGCCACGUAUACUUUCCUUUUAAAAGCUAUAACUGAUCUGAUCAGGAAAAACAUUGUUAUAGUUAGUCAUAGACCUGGUAACAACACUUGGGUCAGGAAAAGGUUUAAGGGCUGUACCUAUCAACUGACAUAAUGGGACAUGGUUAUAAAGUUUUGACUCGUUCUAACCUGUUCAUCUAGUGACAUGUAGGAAAGGGAAGAUGUAAGAGUAUUUAGUUGUUGCCAGUCUCACGUAGACGUGCUGUACUGGUCAGAGGGCCUUUUUUAUACUUCACUGUUUAAACCGCAUGAUUGAUGACAUGUUCAACAGUAUCCAUCCAAAGAAUUCCACUGUACAUAGAUGAUGAUGUCAUAAUGACCGCGACUUGAACAUUGAUCUGUGUGUUCAUGGUCGAAGCAGUGUAUUGCAAUGCACUGUAGUGAAAUGCAUGUCUCAUUGUUGAUUCAAACACAUUUUACUUAUAAUACCAAUGGAUAAAAUCUUCCCUGAAAGGAUGUAUUAUGUUGCUAACUACAGAACAUUUCUGCUGGCUAGGAUGUUGGUUAGGCUGUCGCUAGUUGAAAUUAUGUUUUAAUGCGAAGUGUGACUGGUGCUUUCCACAAACAACUCUUCCUCCGUAAACACUUGUAGAGAUCUGUUUGGAUGAGUAAGAAAUGUAGUAUCGGCCCUAACCUGCCACUAUAAUUACGUAUUCCAGUCCAACCCUCUCAGAUCUCCACCAGUGUCUUUAGGAAGAGCUUGGUUACUAGCUGGUUGGCUGGACUUCUUUUUCCUACAAGCACCUUCCUCUUCAUGAAAGGCACUGAUUUGUGUUGUUACUGGUUUGAAAUCACCAGCUUUACUAAAAUGUUUCCGGAUAAUGAUUUAUUUAAUAAAAAUGUUAAUUCAAUAAAAAUUUAACUUUGAAUGUAAUAACUUGUCUUGAUUUGUCACCUACAUUAUCAGGUACUGAUCAGUAACCAAAAAAUAGAUUUCAC